CUAACGGUAGUCUGUCGCUCAAAAAUUCAAUGAAAGCGUAGAGCUGGGUGUGCGUGAGUACACUGCAUUUACAGGACAUCCAUUGUACAUGCAUUCAGUGGAGAUCCAUUAUUUCAUCAUUGUCAUGCUUGUUGGAACAGAGCCAAACAUUGAACAAUGCCAUUGUCCCAUUGAACAAUGCCAUUAUUUCAUCAUUGUCAUGCUUGUUGGAACAGAGCCAAACAUUGAACAAUGCCAUUGUCCCAUUGAACAAUGCCAUUGUUGAGUUCUGCUGUACAGUAGGUGAGCACAGACUAUGAGCCAUUUGGGCCUUGGGAAUUUUGAACUAAUGGAUCAGCCAAGUCUGGGACAAUGAGAAAAAGUUCCAUUGAAGAAUUCCACUGUUGUAUCCUGCUGUACAGUUGACGACCACAGACUAGAUUCUAUAAGGACACUGGGCAGGCUAGUCACUUUGGCAAGUGUCGCAUGUUGUUGCGUCUUGCACGAUUUCUAGCCAAAAUACCCUAGAGCGUUAGGAUUAAGACAGCAGCAAUUAUUAAAAAACACUCUUGAACGUCCGUAUACUUGAUACAAAGAUGGGCGGUCCUGUUAAAAUUAUCAUCUGGGCGUCGCCCCGCACAUGCUCCACAGCUCUCCUCAAGUGCUUGAGCAGCCUCCCAAAUGCCAAGAUCUUUGAUGAGUUGUACAGUAUUGCAUAUCUAUUUGGGCCUGACCGACUGGAUCAGAGUCCGACCGGAGAGGAGCCUCAAGCUAGCCAGGCAGGACAGGGCAAGGGAUACGCCUUCCCGAGCUCUAUCUGUACCUACGAGUGGAUCAAGGAGACCCUCCAGCAGGAUUACCCUGGCGAACAGGUCAUCAUCUCCAAGGAGAUUGUUUACUGUCUCAACCAAAAGUAUGAUUGCCUCCCGGAGGGUUACCGCCAUGUCUUCCUGCUGCGACAUCCAAGUAAGGUCUUCCCCUCCUGGAAGAAGCUCACCUAUGAGGUUUCAAAGCAGUUCUCAGCUGAGGUUCCGGAAACUCUGGAUGAGUUUAUCUUUGAUCAGCAACCCCCGCACCUGCUGCCCCCUGGGAUGUCCUUCAAGGAGGCCUACGAUCUGUACCAAUACGUCAAGGAGAAGAAGCUGGAUGUCGAUCCAGUUAUCAUAGAUGCUGACGAUCUUGUCCAGAAUCCAGCAGCCAUCGUUUCAGCGAUGUGUGCCAAGCUGGGGAUCCCAUACACUGAGUCCCUCCUGACCUGGGACAAAGGCACAGACGUCCUGGACUCUUGGACUGUUGGCAUCGCGUUUAAAAAUAUCAUUCAACACUCUGAGGCCUAUAAAAACUUCCGGAACAGCACUAGCUUCCACCGCCCAGAGUUGGAGAAACAGGCUACCGCAAGGCCUGUAGAAUCAAGAGUCACCCCAGAUAUUGAGCGCUGUGUCAGCUUCAGCAUGCCGUUCUAUCAAGAAAUGUACGAGCAACGUUUGCAGGCCGACAAGAUUUAAGAUAUCCACUGGACUCCAUGCAUGAAUAGUUUAAUGCCACUUUCGAGCACUCGCAAGUGCUCCACAUUUUGUGAGUACACUGUUUCCUGCACGUACUGCACGAACUACGCACCACUUCUUUAAUAUUCUGUAUAGGUACACUAACAUUUUCACGGGAUCAUCAGGCGCCAUCGUCAAUGCAUGAUAGAGUCCCUCCCACUGGUCUCUCCCAACACUUUCUUCGUAACUGAUAAAAGUGUACUUGUGCAUGGAGCCCAUAUAAGUGUACAUUGAUAAAACUUUGGAUUUUCAACAGUCAAAUGAAAGCAGAUCAGAUUUUGGUUUCGACAGAGGUAAGGCCAUUUUCAUUUUCAGAAGGGUCCUUGCAUGAAAAAAAAAAUAACUCUAAAUAUCUGUCGGAAUAUUUCAGGAACGUUAAGACCAAGUUCAGAACAAUUGAGGAUAUUACUUUUGUGACUGCAAUAAUACCAAACCUGCAGAAACAUUACUGUGAGAUGUACAUGCUCAUUUCAAAAUUGUCUUGAUACAUGUAUAAAAUAUAUUACAUUUCUGUUUCAACUUUAGAGGUGUUAAUUUUCAUUUGGGGGUUUAAAAACAGAGUGACUCUAUGGGCAAUUUUUAAAUGGAAAUUUUAAAGUUUUUAAAGAACCAAAAAACCAUCAGCAGAUCGGCAGCAAGACAAAUUGUAACGUAAACUGAAACACAAAAUGCAUGUGUUCUGACGUCCGACAGUCACAUCAGUGAUUGCAAUUUCCACAUGGUACAACACAAUUUGAAGCAGGCACUAUCAUUUUUUAUACAAACAAACAAAUAUACUGUAAUAAUUGAUAAUAACAUUGAGGAAUACUCACAUUGUAUUGGAAUCGCUGGCGAACUAAAAAAAUUCCCCGCAUGCGCUUCGGAAAACAACACAUCAUCAUGCCCCGCUUUGGAAAGCAACACAUGCGCUAUGCACAUCCCGAUCUGUCUUGUCGGGGCCUCACUGACGGGCUUUGUGACAAUAAGUGCUGAUUGUGUUUGUCAUAAAAGCAAACAGUUCCCUUUUCAGUUCCAAUCUCUUCAGAUUUUUAAUUUCAACCAUGUUUGAAAAAACAGGUUUUUUUUUAAUAUUUCUGUUUCAACUUUAGAGAUGUUUGUUGUCAUUUUAGGGGGGGGGGGU
Molecule: messenger RNA, 2643 nt
Organism: Patiria miniata (bat star)
Lineage: Eukaryota; Metazoa; Echinodermata; Asteroidea; Valvatida; Asterinidae
Exons: 1
Coding region: 576-1484 (302 amino acids)
Source: RefSeq, a predicted model, not a curated record